Messenger RNA from Pygocentrus nattereri (red-bellied piranha), 1917 nucleotides. RefSeq lists its product as uncharacterized. The coding region runs from base 566 to 1312 and encodes 248 amino acids. Lineage: Eukaryota; Metazoa; Chordata; Actinopteri; Characiformes; Serrasalmidae. The record is from RefSeq and is a predicted model, not a curated record. The transcript is spliced from 3 exons.
UUCCCCCCAAUAUGUUCAACUUGGCAAAAAUGAGCGGCAAAAUGUGCAAAGUAAUGUCACCAUGAGGUCUGUUCCCUGUAGAGGACGUAAAGAUGUUACUUUACAGAAACAGACCCCUUUCCUCUGGAAAAGUGAAUGUUUGCACUUUGAAUGCAAGAACGGUGCCGGACAGGCCCCUUAUUCUGAGAGCGUGAGCUGACUGACCUAAGCUGGUGGCACUUUGGAGCUCUGAGAACUUUUGAUCUCGAGGUCAAGGCUUUGAAGACUUUGCCAGGUGACCAGCUAAACCAGCACAAACCAGCUUAGACCAGCAUAGAAUUCAUGCAGGUCUGUGCUGGUUUCUUCAGCAGGUGACUCCUCCAGGCUCCAGUGUCUGUACUUGGCGAAUGAAAGUCACAACUAAAAUGUCAAGGUUAAAGCAGUGCUAACCAGGACCCUCUAGUCUGACGCAAAUCUGGGCCUGUACGGUGAAAGUGUCUAGUCACAUGUGGCUCGGGGACUUUACUUCAUAACGUUAUCUAAAGAGCUGGGCUUCACUGUCUACGGAGGAGUGAUAAAGCCAGCGAUGGCCUCAACUCCGUCUGCCUCAGCGCUGUCGGCUGUUCUCCGGUGUAAAACACCUCCAGCUUCUGCUUACCGCCUCGGACUGAGCUACGGAGCGAUGCCCUCUGUUCCCAGAGCCGAAACUCCCGAGGAGCCGAAGAGGGGCAGCUCUCGGUGGGGUUCUGUUUUGCCGGAAGCGCCGGUGGAUUUUCCCCUAGUCCCGUCUGUUUCAGUCCGGUUGGAGUCUGCCAAACUUAGAGAGAGAAAGAGGCAGAUAAAGCAGCCGUGUAACCUCCCCACACGCAGGGACUCUGGGCUGAGUAAGGCUACGAGUUGUACCAGCUCAGAAACAGGCAGGACAGCUACACGCGUAGCGCACGAGUCCAGGAUGCCGGAGGCGGACGCUUCAGAGUCAGCGAGUCGUUGGGGUCAAGUCCUCGGUUGUCUUCGGCUGGGUGACACUCUCUCAGUGAGGGUUACCUUCCUUUCUGAGACAGGGAACGUGCUGUGUGUGGGUUGUAAGACGGACCACACAGUGAGCUCAGUGAGCCAAGCCGUUUCCCACCACGACCACCACCAGAUCUAUCUCAUGUUAAAGACCACCCUGCUGCAGCUCACCGCGUUUGUUUCUGAACUUGUGCGAACCAGACUUGGAGCAGUCAGGAGGAAGUGUCCUGUGGACGCUAAUAAGUUGACUGGAUGCAUCAAGUGUUCUUCUGAUCAUGGAACGAAGGAUAAAACCAAGAAAGGCCUGAAACCUGGAACCUGAAAUGGCCACUGCUGCUGAAUGCGUUAUUAUACGUGGUUUAAAAAUGUCAGAAAUGUAAAACAUGUCUUCCAUUACUGACUCAAACUCAUUUUCUGACUAAAAGGUAGUCCACAAUCAGCGAAGCCAAGACCAGGCUGUGUUGCAUCACCUGGGACAUGUUCCUAAGAAUGUAGACUGCUCAAAUUACCAAAGCUGCAAGAGCGCCCCUGCACGACAGAAGCUUUAAAGAAACGCAAAUUCUGCCCCUGGCUUAUUGCUCACCACAAAGUUUGACAAAAUAUCAACAUGGGAUGUAAACCUCCGAUGCACCUACUAUGCUCUCAUUAUAUCCACUAUUUAAUUAAUAUUCAUUUGUUCAUGUUUAUAACUUUAAAGCAAAUCUACUUGUUGCACUUGUGACCUUUAUUUGUUAAGCGUAUACAUGCCUUUGUUUAAGUGAUGAUACUUUGAUUACAUGAAUACUGUUAGCCUGUGUCACAGGUUGUGUCAGAAUGUAUUCCCAUACUAAUGCUGCUUAUUUAAAAUCAAACUUGUUUAAAACUAUGAAGUGAAAUUUAAAGUGAAUCUGUUGUUUUAACAGACUAAAUAAACUUAACUGAACUGAG